GCACGUGGGUGUCGACUCGUAUUUACUUUCAGCCGGCCUGAUCUACGCUUGUUACAUUUGACUUCGGUGCUAGUAUACUGUCAAAUCAACGUUAAACUUUUUAGUCUAAUCCUCCAGUAUUUUGUUUAUACCACGUUAACAAUCAACUCAUACAUUAUUCACAAUGGCCGCCCCCAAGAAACGCCUGUCUCAGCUGGCCGGUGACGGUAGCAACGAUGAAAAGUCGGCUACUUUUGUGUUUCAAGACGAGGGUCACACUCUUGGAAAUGCCCUCAGAUCCAUAAUGGUUCAGUACCCUGAAGUGGAAUUCUGUGCGUAUUCCGUGCCGCAUCCAUCUGAAUCACAAAUGCACAUGAGAAUCCAAGUGAAAUCUGGCAGAGCUGUUGAUAUCUUGCGUAAAGGGCUUGAGGAUUUAUACAGAACUUGUGAACACGUUUCUAAAACUUUUGAUGAUGCAAUGGGAGCAUUUCGUGGUAAAGUCAAAAUGGAAACCAAUUAAUUCACAAUACUUAUUCUCAUCAAUGAUGUAAAGUUUUUAUAUCUUGACAUGUAAAUAGAUUUGUUUUUUAAGUGAGAUUUUUUUAAUAAAUUUUGUUAAGU
Trichogramma pretiosum is the source of this 600-nucleotide messenger RNA. Its product is annotated as probable DNA-directed RNA polymerases I and III subunit RPAC2. The record is from RefSeq and is a predicted model, not a curated record. Gene Ontology annotation, biological process: DNA-templated transcription. Gene Ontology annotation, molecular function: DNA-directed RNA polymerase activity; protein dimerization activity. Gene Ontology annotation, cellular component: RNA polymerase III complex; RNA polymerase I complex. NCBI's taxonomy places the organism in Eukaryota, Metazoa, Arthropoda, Insecta, Hymenoptera, Trichogrammatidae. The transcript is spliced from 3 exons. Bases 164 to 499 code for a protein of 111 amino acids.